AUGGAUUGCGAAAUAAGCCGUGUCAUUUCAUCAUUAUCAUGGUUCACUGCAUCAUCCAGUCUGGAUGCGUUCAAAAGAAGAAGCAAUAUGACGAACCACUCUCUCCUCCUGUGGCUGUUGUUAUUUCUGGACGGUGCAUCUGGAGCUGUUGAGGUGUCAGUGAUAAAAGGAGAUUCUGUCACUCUUCAAACUGGUGUUUCUGAACUGCAGAAUGAUAACAAGGUAGAUUGGACACAUGGAGAUGGCACUAUAGUAGCUGAAAUUGAAAACAAGGAAAUAAAAACAAAAGAUCCUGCUAAGCUAUUCAAAGGCAGACUGGAGAUUGACAGAAAAACUGGAUCUCUCACCAUUAUAAACAUCACAACUGAAGAUAAAGGAUUUUAUAAACUAGACAUCCGCGGUAAAGAUCUGAUCUCCAAGAAUUUCAAUGUUACUGUUCGUGAUGAUCUGGAGUCAGUGUCAGUGAUGGAGGGAGAUUCAGUCACUUUACACACCACUGUUACUCAAAAACAGAAAGAUGAUCAGAUACUGUGGAAGUUUGGAGAUCAAGAUUUAACCUUUAUCAGAUUAAAUGGCGCAGAUGCGGGACGGGAAAACUUUCACCUGAAUGAUCAGACCGGAGAUCUCAUCAUCACAAACAUCCAAAAAGAUCAGUCUGGAGUUUAUAAAGUGGAGAUUAAGACCAUCAGUCUGAUUUUACACAGGAAUUUCAAUAUUGAUGUUGGUAGUGCGAAGAGGGUGUCCGUGAAGGAGGGCGAAUCUGUCACUUUACACACUGGUGUUACUGACAAACAAAGAUAUGAUCAGAUAUUGUGGAGGUUUAAAGAUCAAGACAUUGCAGAAAUCAAUAAAGGGAAAAAUCAUGUAUUAGUACAUGACAGGAAUGAGGAGAAAAACACAAUCAGAUUUCAACUAAAUGAAAACAGCGGAUCUCUCACUAUUAGUGACUCUAAAAGCAUAGAUUCAGGAGAUUAUCAUCUAAACAUGACCAGCAGCACACACUCUAUAUGGAGGACCUUUAGUGUUAAUGUCAAAACUAUUGAAAAAAUGGACAACCAGACUCCAGGUCUUCACCCAGGUUAUAUAGCACUGAUAGUUGUUUGUGUGUUGAUAGUCCUACCUUUGGCUGCUGCUGUGAUUUACUUCUGCAACAAGGAGCAUGAAAUUAUCUAAUCAGAAAGGCCAGUAUGGUAAGAUAUGGAGCAGUUGAGUUCUGCAUGCUGCUGUACCUGGAAAAAAAAAAAGUGUUUUCUGCAUGUGUUAAAAUCUUUCAUGACCUGCCUAUCGAAAAAAAAAAUAAGUGUCUAUCUAUGACUGUAACUCUUACUAUUUUUAAAUGGCUUUCAGUGAAGAUAAACAGAAUUAACUUCAAGAACUUUAAGAUCAGAAUUAAAAAAUUAAAAAGAUACCACCCAUUAAUUACAUUAUACAAUACAUUACCCAAUAAAUACAUAAUUUAAC
Molecule: messenger RNA, 1461 nt
Organism: Danio rerio (zebrafish)
Lineage: Eukaryota; Metazoa; Chordata; Actinopteri; Cypriniformes; Danionidae
Source: RefSeq, a predicted model, not a curated record